This is a messenger RNA of Parnassius mnemosyne (clouded apollo), 717 nucleotides long. Lineage: Eukaryota; Metazoa; Arthropoda; Insecta; Lepidoptera; Papilionidae. The record is from the annotation of a GenBank genome assembly.
AUGGGGUGUGGAACGAGUUUCGUGAAAUAUGUGCUCUUCUUCUUCAAUCUGGUGGUUGCGCUGUUCGGCCUCGCCAUCGUCGGUAUCGGAGUAGCGGUUCUGCUCAACUGGACGGUGUUGAAGGAAGAGCUGCAUAGUCAGCUGAACGUGGCCCCAUGGGUGUUCAUCGUCAUUGGUGCGGUGAUGUUCAUCAUCGCUUUCUUCGGUUGUUGCGGCGCAAUACGCGAGAGCCACUGCAUGGUCGUCACGUACGCGAUCUUCUUGCUGGUGAUCAUCAUCGUCCAGGUGGUGAUGGCCGUGCUGAUGUUCACAUACGGUGAAACUAUGAAGGAAGCCCUCGUCAAGACCGUCAAUGGAGUUUUCGACAAGAGGUCCAGUGACCCCGCUGCGAACGCCGUCUUCAAUAACAUUCAAGAACAGCUGGAGUGCUGCGGUAAGAACAGCCCGGCGGACUACGGCGUGAUCGGCGUGGUGACCGAUCUGCCGGAGUCAUGCUGCACUCGCGCCACCGGAGUGGUUGGCAAGAUCCUCAGCAAGUGCACCAUCGCCGACGCGAACUCGAUCGGCUGCGGACCCCAGAUCGCCAGCCUCUACGAGAAGUGGAACAAGACCAUCGCCAGCAUCGCUAUAGGCGUCGCCUGUAUUGAGGUGGUCGGAGCGUUGUUCGCACUGUGCCUCGCCAACUCCAUAAGAAACAUGGACAGAAGAUACGCCUAG